Messenger RNA from Daldinia childiae, 3957 nucleotides. RefSeq lists its product as uncharacterized. Lineage: Eukaryota; Fungi; Ascomycota; Sordariomycetes; Xylariales; Hypoxylaceae. Gene Ontology annotation, cellular component: tubular endosome; late endosome; early endosome. Bases 1 to 3957 code for a protein of 1318 amino acids. The record is from RefSeq and is a predicted model, not a curated record. Gene Ontology annotation, molecular function: SNARE binding; phosphatidylinositol binding; guanyl-nucleotide exchange factor activity. The transcript is spliced from 3 exons. Gene Ontology annotation, biological process: early endosome to late endosome transport.
AUGCAACCCCUGAAUCCCUUCCUAGCCGCCUUCUUCAAGCCCGGCAGUCCUAUUGUCACCCAGUGCACUCCCGUUCAUCACCACAUUCUCCUAGUCCCGACAACCGAAUUCUUCCUUACCUCCCGCGAAACCGAAAGCGGCCUAUCUCUGUCAGACAUUGUUGGGUCUGAAGAUUUUCUGGGAAGCCAUGUACUUCGCAUUCCCAGUCCGGCCACCGCUGCGGGAGGGAAGGACUCCGUCGGAAACUUGCGCGAGCAGAGGGGCAAGGCCAGACAAUACUCAACCUUGAAUGGGCGUAGCGUUGUCGUUAAAGAUGCUUUUAUUUAUAGCAACAAGGGGUUCAAAACACUUUCCCAAGCACAAUUACUAAACGACACUCUCUGGUAUGCCGACAGCAUCGAGCCGCGGCAAUGGUUAAUAUAUUAUAUCUCGCGACCUUUGGUCGGCAUCUGGGUAGAUAAGGAGGUGCCGCGUGCUAUUUUCAUAGAAGGCAUGGCAAAAGCUAAACUCGCAGAGACCAAGCGAGCUGCUGCUGUUGAAAGUGGCGAACCGAGUACCCCGCGGAAGAAGGAUAUAAAGAGUUUUCAUGAUCUUCUCAACCAUUUCCCAAUGAUUGCAAGGCAGAUGCAUCCUGGGUUAGAAAAGUUAUUCCGAGAAUUUACGACAAUUUUCGAGAGACCGCUGCCCCCUCCGCCGUCUGCAACACACAUUCCUGAUCCUAUCCCAGACGGACCUAUAGCGACAGCUAUGAAGAAGGUGCGCUCAAAUAGCUUAUCUGUACGAAGAACUAGCGUAGAAGACGACGAAAGUACCCGAACAACUGAGAGUUUCUACACCGAAGAUGAUGAGGAUGUUAUGAGAGCUUCACUUGAGACGGCAGUCACGAGUGCUAUCGAUCUAUUUCAAAGUGUUGACAAGCAGCAGCUUUCUAUGCUUGGGGCGACAACCGAUCUUACUGGCCCAGUGGUUGAACGGCUAAUAGAACGGUACGUGGCUGAGAAUGUUCAUAAUCUUAUAUGGCCUCGACUUGCUGCGAUGCGACGACCAGAGGACCUCGAGCUUGAAGCAAAAAUUCGACAAAUGGAAUUUAUCGAUAUUUCGCAGCUGGGAAUCUUUAUUGAAGGUGGUCCUAGAGCGAAACAUGGGCUUACGGUUAGACUCAGCCACGCCGUCGAAGAAUUUCGCAGGAUGUCCUCAGCGAUGUGUCCACAGGAGAUGAUGGAAAUCUUGUUGUCGACAAUGAAAGCCGCAGCACAAUUGACCGAACAAUCCAAACCAAACGCCGGAUCUAGUACGACAGAAAAGUCCACUCUCACUGUCAACGCUGAUACUCUAGUGUCACUGCUCCUCUUCGUUGUGAUCCGGGCCGGUGUAAAAUACCUUCAGGCCAGGUUACUUUAUAUAAAACACUUCGUCUUCAUUGAUGAUGUAGAUAGUGGCGAGUUAGGUUAUGCCAUUAGUACAUUCGAAGGAGUACUCUCAUACCUCUCCACGGACUCGAGUAGCCUACGAAGAGCGAGUCGCCGGAACAAAGGUCUCUGGGACGCAGCCGCGAAAGGCGAUAUGAAUGAGCUCAAAAAGAUGAUGGAUCCAGAUCCAGAUGCUAUCAGUUUCGAUGCUGACGAAGAAGAACCCUCAGCGUCUCCAGUUUCGAGUCGUUCGCCAUCAAUCAGCUGGAGUAUGGUUAAUGGCUCCUCCAGGAGAUCUUCAACAGCAUUUACACCAUCCGACUCAUAUUCCCGUGGGUCGGGGCUGAGCCAUGUAUUUCCAUUUCAGAACCAGACCCUAGAAGAUUCUCCAAUGCCCCCCAUGAAGAAAAUCAAGAGAGUUGCCAUGGACACUAGGAGCAUGUCAAGCGGCUCAGAGUUUUCGUAUCAUUCUAGGGCAGGUAGUAUUAUUACUCUAGGAAGUGGCCUUGAAGGCGAUACGUCAAUUGAACGGCUCUGUCAAACUGAAGAUUCUCUUGGGGAAUCUAUUCUAAUGAUGGCGGUCCAAAAUGGUCAGCCAGAGGUACUCAGAUACCUGCUCUCACUCGAAGAUUAUUUCCCACCCAGCACCCUUUUGGACGACUCUAAUAACGAAGGCACCAAUCUUCUAAGCGCUGCUGUUCAGCUGGGCCACACCGAGUUAAUUGAUGUUAUCCUAGACUUUGUGAUAGCAUCAGCUUCUGAGCCGCAGAUUCGGAAUUACUUAUCCCUGCAAGACACUCGGGGUCGCAGCGUCGCACACUACCUAUUCCACGCACCAUCUCUAAUCGGCCGCAUUGGUAAGUUACUCCCUUGGCGACAAAAGGAUAGAAAUGGCCAAACACCAUUGUUCGCGCUCUGUCGGUCGUACGACCACCAAAAUUACCAUGAUAUGGUCGAGGCCGGUCUCGAAGCAGCGACCGGUGCACAGGGCGAUGGCCAACCACUCCACAUAGACGAGCAUGUUGAUUCAAAAGGGAAUACUCUCUUGCAUAUCAUCAAUGACCACCAACUAGCAGUGAAAAUCCUUAUGCAGUGCGACAUCGAUGUCAACGCUACAAACGAUAGGAAAUUCACUGCGCUAAUGGUAGCUAGUAAAUACGGUCGCUUUGAGAUGGUAAGGGUGAUGUACUCGGAUCCAAGGGUGGACGUAGCCGCGAAGGAGCUACGUGGGCUUACUGCGGUAGAACUGGCGAAGGAUGACGACGUUCGGAAUAGAAUCGACGACCUCACACUCUUUACCAUGCCGCCUGCUGAUGACGGACGUAUCACUGGCGUUGUUAGAUCCUUCUUCGUGGAAGACGCUACUAUUCGGCUAGUUCUCAAGUCGGGAGCUCCUGCAGAUGACGAUAGUUACACGGUCACUACAUGCCGUCGCUCUUUUACAGAUUUUGAGCGUCUAGCCCACUUGCUAUCUAUCGAGAAUCCAGCGUCGUGGAUCCCGAAAGUCACAAGCCAACGGUCACCAUUCCAGAUUCCUUCGAAGCCUUCGAGGGCCGUCCUGAAGGACAUACAAAUACGAACUGAUUCGUUUCUUAAGAUACUUUUAGCUCAUCCUACCUUUGCGACACAUGAGAUGUUGUGGGAAUUCUUUUUAGUGCCCGAUUUACAAGCCGACAUGAUGGAACAACGCAGCAGACUAAAAGCUGAGACGAGAGCCGAAAAAGUGCGAGAUGAGUUGGAACCUCUAGAAGAUAUUCGCGAAGUAGAACAAUUUGUGGAACACGCCCGAGAUAUGGUCCGCAGUGUUAAUUAUUCGACUAAGAGUGUUGCGCGAAGGACCAAUGCUAUCGGCGUCGUCACAAAUGAUUUCUAUGAUGCAGCGAGUUUAGUUUCACGAGACGUUAAUAAUCUUGCAUUUCUACCUCAAACGCACAUCUCUGCGUUUGACGCUUAUGUUCGAGCGCUUGUUCCCCCGCAAUCUAAUCCGUCAUAUCCAUUUCACAGUUCCUUUUCAGCUCUUCAAUCUACUAUACAAGCCAUGCUAUCGUCAUUAUCCCGGCCAUUACAGCUUGUAACCCAAAUAGUAUCUUCUCGUAAGGCGAUAGAACGUAACUAUAGUUCCGUUUCGCGCUCAACAAGAUGGCCACUCGGGCUACUUGAUGAAACCCGCCAGCGUCUCAAUGAGGAAAGGGAAGAAAAAGCAAGGCGUGCUCAGACAGAGGUAGACGUCCUAAGCAAGGAGCUUCGAUACACACAACAGACAGUAGCAAGUGAACUAGCGGGAUGGGAGGAUAUGCAUGAGCGUAUGGGCCGUAGAGCCAUAAAGGAGUUCGCUAGAGGUAUGCUCAUCUUGGAGCGUGAGCGACUACAGGGUAUUCGUAGAGCGCAGCGGAAACUGCAAGAUUUAGGAUCGGCUUUUAACAAUGAAGCUCAUGAGUCAGGAAUUGAUCCCAAUGAUACCGCGGUAAUGGAAAAUGGCGUUGACGAUGAUGUCGGAGGCAGCGAAUCUAGUACAAUGAGCGAGGCGUUCGUGGAUAGAUUAGACUAG